AUGGGUCAAACUAUCAGUCACCGCAACUGUAAACCCAAGCUUGGAUCCACUGUAUUUGGAUAUACAACAUCCACAAAAGUAACUGCUCCACCAGUAUAUAUUAAAAAGGCGGAUCAAGACAAACGAGAAGACAAUGUGCUGUUCAAGCCGUUCUUAUACGGUCUGCAGUCUACGGGAUCAAACCAUUCGGUUGAUUCAGUAACAGAAAAUCAAGGCAGAACGGAUUCAGGGUUCCUGCUUACUGGAAGAGAUAGUCAGCUUUGGAAAGAUUUGAUGUAUGUAGAUCAGACGUAUUACCCAGAUGAACGACAGAAAGCGACAUAUGAAUCCGAGAUAGAGGAUUUACUGAUUGGAGACACAUUGACAUUCAAAGAUAUCUAUUGUAUGUCCCAAAACAAUAUGCAAGACAUUGAUCUUACCAGAAGAGGAGUUGGCUUCAUCAGCCCCAAUAUUGGACUACUGUCAAUGAUGAGAAAAUUAGACUUAUCACACAAUCAACUAAAAGAGAUACCAGAAGCCAUUGGUCAUUUGCAGCAACUUGAAAAUCUAUCUGUAGCACACAAUCAGAUCACCUUUAUACCUGACACCAUCUGCCAUCUUGUACAUUUAACUGAUUUCAACCUAUCGCAUAAUCAAUUAGAGCAUGUCACCCCAUUCAUCUGCCAUCUCAAAGGACUGCAAACACUGCAACUCGGACAUAAUCAACUGCAAGAGCUAACGGUAUCUGUGGAACACCUUGGCAACUUAACGCUGCUGGAUCUCUCUUACAACCCCAUACAUGUCUUGCCUGCCGAGAUCACACAACUACCGCUCCUGCGCCGGCUUCGGUUAGACGGCUGCCCCUUCACCAAAUCACUUGAUCAACCGUUUGAAUUAACCCACAACCCCCCGAGCUUAUUAGAGACAUGUGCAAGAUACAUCAUCAAAAAUGAAUAUCAGAUCUUGUCAUCAGUCAUGAGUAAGAAGAAGCAAGUUGAUAACAAAGCCAUGGCUGCAGAGGCUUUGAGAUCAUUGAUUACGGAUCCAUUAUACCAGUAUCUUUCCACUUUUAGUGCGUGUAGCCAUUGCCAAGGGCCUUACUUUGAGUCGUAUGUGAAAAGAGGCCGUUGGAUUGAAAGAAAUGAUGUAUGGGUUCCUUUGGAAUACCGGUUAUGUUCGGCUCACUGGUCAGCCGAAUCCGAUAGAGUAUAUGCCAUGUUCUCUGCGUCUCCAUCAUCAACCUCUGUUUCUGGUAAAAAGGGUUCAGCAACGGUAGCAAUAACAACGUCGUUUAUAAAAUCAAAGCCAAGGCUGCCUCUACUUGAAAUUCCAGUCGUUGGGCAAACAUCACCAUCACCAGCAGCGGUAACAGCAGUGACAGGAUCAACAUCUACCCCAUCAGCUUUAGCAACACGUAGAUCGUGUUUCCAUAAUCAGCAAAGAUCAGCAUCUGCCAAUGCACCGCCUAUUAUGAUGCUAUCAGCGACUACACAGCAGAUACAGGUCAAUGAGCAGUAUUCGAUCAGUAUAACGAAUGAAACAACAUCUUCAUCAUCUUCUACAACUGCUGCUAAUGCCCCUGCUUCCGCUGCAAAACGAUGGCGAUUCAAGGUUCGAAAUAACACUUCGCUCUUCUUGAAAAAUCAUCGGUUGCAUUGA
Molecule: messenger RNA, 1638 nt
Organism: Mucor velutinosus
Lineage: Eukaryota; Fungi; Mucoromycota; Mucoromycetes; Mucorales; Mucoraceae
Exons: 2
Coding region: 1-1638 (545 amino acids)
Molecular function (GO): protein binding
Source: RefSeq, a predicted model, not a curated record